AUGAGUAUCUAUGCAGACUUUUGGGAGGCCAACCGGCUUGCACUUAAAGAACCCCAUCUGGUUUUAGCAGCCAGCACACACAUCUUACUGUUCAUUCGAGCUGCAAUUUCUGGCCACGCUCAAUCUCUGUCGCAAUUCACUCAGUGGUACGCCUCGUACGGCCGUGGCCCCCUUGACGAUCUGAAAGUACCCAUUGCGCAAAGCACCUUACAAAAGGUCCAACGCUUUCGAGAAAUGCGUCUACAAGAAAUAUUCGACGCCAUUUACAGGACUUUAGAGCUGAUCUCUUCUCCUAAUACAGUGGGAAGCCCUUGCUCAAGAGUCUGUGUUGAAAGAACAAUGGGACAACUCUGCCUACCCUUGGCACGCACAAACUUGCUGCAUCAAAAGCCCCAGUCCCCCUUUCUUGGCCACUCUGUCAAACAGCUCUCUGAUGGGUUUCAAGGGACCCGUGGGCUGAAUUCAAACAACUACGGAGACAUCGUGUUGCCGUCACAGCUAGAUGGUACUGGCCUUUCCCAGGCCUGCAAGUCACCUCACUGCCAAUGCCUGACCCUCCUACACAGCACAAUCGGUAAAGUCAAUAAUCAGAUCAAGAACUACAACUGGGCUGCGGAAUGA
Molecule: messenger RNA, 621 nt
Organism: Emericellopsis atlantica
Lineage: Eukaryota; Fungi; Ascomycota; Sordariomycetes; Hypocreales; Bionectriaceae
Exons: 2
Coding region: 1-621 (206 amino acids)
Source: RefSeq, a predicted model, not a curated record